Molecule: messenger RNA, 4215 nt
Organism: Dromaius novaehollandiae (emu)
Lineage: Eukaryota; Metazoa; Chordata; Aves; Casuariiformes; Dromaiidae
Exons: 6
Coding region: 3483-4055 (190 amino acids)
Source: RefSeq, a predicted model, not a curated record
CCUGCCCUGCCCUGCCCUGCCCUCGGCCGGUGCCGCAGCCCCGGUGGGCGGCGAGCCGCGCCCCCGCACGUCGCUUCAGCCGCGGGCCGGGGCCGUGGGGCGCCCCCCCGCCCCCGAGGGCUGACGGCGGCGCGCCCCUUCUCUCGCAGGCCGCCGGCAGCCAUGAACCAGUUCAGCUUCGGGUCGGGCGCGGCGGGAGGCGGCUUCACCUUCGGCGUGCCGAAGACGGCCGCCGCCACCACGGCCGCGACGGGCUUCUCCUUCUCCACCUCCGCCGCCUCGGGAGGCUUCAGCUUCGGCACGGCGGCGCAGACGCCCGCCAGCAGCCAGCCGGCCGGGCUCUUCUCCCUCAGCACGCCGGCCAGCACCGCGCAGCCCGCCGGCUUCAGCUUCGGCACGCAGCCCGCCGCCACGGCGGCGCCGGCCGGGGCCGUGUUCUCGCUGGGGGGAAAGGCACCCAAAUUACACUUGGGAGGCAGUAGCACAACUCAAGCUGCAGGUAUCACAGGAGGCUUUGGGUUCGGCGGCUCUGUACCGGCUAGUGCGCCCUCAAGGCAAGCAGCAGCCCCCUCUGGCUUUGUUUUUGGCUCUGCUGGUACCACCGCCACUACCACUCGGUCUGGGACAACUGGAGGGUUUACUUUUUCCAGUGGUAGUGCAACCCAGGCAGCAACACCCAGCUUCAGUAUCAGCACCGUAAGCAGUGCGGCCCCGCAAGCAGCGCCCGCGGGGCUGACCUUUGGAGCAGCGCCUGCUGCCGCUGCCACCGCUGCUGCCACCCUAGGAGCAACAAACAACACAGCCAGCAACUGCCUUCAGCCUUGGGGGACAGUGCUCAGGUGAGUGCCUGGGCUGGGAAUGUGGGCUGUAAUUGGGAAGCCUGCCGACAUGGAGGGCACCUGGGGGUGGUGUGUGAAGUUCUGAAGCCUCCUUCAGCUUUUGCUGGUGUGAAGUGAAACUCGUGGUCGUAAUACAUGCUUUCUUUUUUUCCCUAUUUAUCCAGGGUCUCUAGUUACAGACGCAAAAGUGCACCCAUUAGGGCCCAAGCGGAUAUGCAUGUAUCCGUUUGUUUCUUAACAUUACAGCAAUUGGCAGAACUUGUAUGUGUGUCUGAAUUAGUGAGUUUGCCACCUGGCUAGGUCAGUCUGAAGCAAAGCAUCUGUUUAUGUGGGGAAGUUUCUCAGAACAGCAUCUCUUGGCUUAGCUGUUUCUUGUGAUAUUUGAGCUUAAUGCUGAGAUGAAGUAGCCUGUAGUCUUGCCUCCUUACAUUCUGAAUGGCCAGUCUUUAUUUUGUGACUGUGUAUGUGUGAAUUUGAAACCGGAGGUGAUAAAGGAAGACAAGUACAGUGUAAAAUGGCCCAGAAGGCAAGUGACUGCCGAGAUAACAGUGGGAUGCUCUCGUGUUUGAAUGUGCCUUGCAGGAUUUUGAAUGGCUUUGCUGUCAGUACUUUUUGGGCUGGUGGGGGUGGGGGUCUUCAUCAUUAGGGAUGGGGAUUCCUAAGCUGAGUGGUGUUUGAGAAGUAUUACUGAAGGGGUUUGGAGGCUGAGGCUGAAAUAAUUCUGCCACUGAAGAGAAGUGUCAGAGUUGCAUUUGAAGUGCUUGGAGAGUGUCUUUGGUGGAUUUGGGGUGGGGGUAUAGAGGCAGGGAUGGGAGUGGUGAGGAAGGGGAGUGCCCUGCCCAGGAUGCUGAACUGUUGCUGAACCCAGGCAACAAACCUGUUUCACUUUAACAGUGAAACUUGCGGGCCUGUUUGAGACAAGGACUAUAUUCCGUAAGCAGGGUGUAGCCUACUCACUGUUUUAUCCAAGGUGGUUUUGUUGACUGUGACGCGCCAAUAGAGGGGCGUCGGAGAUUCUUUCAGAUUCGGGUUAGUUGCACUGAACUCAAGAGAUCAUCAUUUGUCAAGUGUAAGAAUUUACUAGAGCUAAGCAGUUACACACAUACGACGGACACUGGACAACACUGAACAACUUACACCAGACCAUCUACAAGUCUAACAAAGCUAAAAAGUAAAGAACUGAAAACAGAAUGCACAUAUCAGAGCUCUGUGGUUAAGCCACAGAUGCACGGUACAGUGACCGUUCUCAGCCUUUCCUUGUCCUUAUGGACCACCUCUCCAGUACGGUUUUCCCCAGAUUGUUCUCAGCGUGCUCAAGCUAUGCUGGGAUGAUUCAGGUUCUCCCUGGCAGUUGCCAUCGGGGUGUCCCUGCUGAUGGGUGGGUUGCUGGGUGUGCAGGCCAAGUGAGGGUGAGACUGAGUCCACACAGAGGUAUGUGGCUUUCUUCUGUCCUUCAGAGGCUUAGGGUUUUUCAUCCAAUCAAACAGUGCCAGACCACGGUUACACAACAGAACCGAUGGCCUCAGCCGGUAACAGGAUGGAUACCAACAGGGUGGUCAACAGACAACCCAGUUCCACGCUACCCAGAGGCUUACAGGGCGAGUCUGCAGUGUCACUUCUCCUUUGCUGACUAGGUUUGCUCAGCACUCAGGGGUCACUGGAGGUCCUCCCCAACGAUAUGCAAAACUUUAGUGCGGUUGGCUAUCUGAUAUACAUCAGUAGUAAUCUGAUGGAAAUGGUUAACAUAAAAACAGCAACUGUCAUUAGUUAAGGCACACACUGCUCCUUGAGAGGCUAGCAAACAGUCAAGUGUGAAAUGAUUCUGUACAGUAGUUUGGCCAAUAUUGUGUAUGUCUUCAUUUAAAAGCGUUAAGGCAUCGAUGGGUGUGUUUUCUAUCACUUCUGUGGUUACAGAUUCACUAUUGUUUUUUCCAGGUCAACUGCCCUCGCUGGGUAACUGCUUCCAUGGCUUGUAUAUCAGCAUUAUGGGGCCACAGCCCACACGCUAUUUCCAACUGGAGUGCAAGGAUUAUACUAAGGUAGCAAUACCAGGGAGCACGGCACCCCGAAAAUGAAUUUUGGAAUGUGGCUUUUGCUGCCUUGCCGGGGCAGUGUGUCAGCCCGAGAGCAAGGGGCGGGGGGGGGUCACAGCCGCCUUCCUUUCUUCGGGGAAAGGAAAGCCCCUGCCUGUCGUGGGGUCUAAAGCAGACGUACCCAUUUAAACACUCCCUUAACGUGCCUAGUGUUUUCCUGUGGCUACUGUUUUACUGUGGGGAAAUGCACGGAGCCAGACAGUCUCCCAGCCUGCUCCUGCGCAUCCUCCCUAGCUUUCGUCAGGCCCUGCAGAGGCUCGUCUGCACAGCCUGCCCGGCUCCGUGAAAGACCGCCUCCCCGCCAAACGGCGCUCAGGAGAAGCACGGCCUACAACAAACAGCCGGUGGCACUGAGGUCACGCCUGUGCAGGGUGACUGGGAAGGAGCUGGCAGGCCGCGCGCACGCUCAGCGGCCCAUUGUGAGGAGCUCCUGACACCUUCACAAGGUCUGCACGCCCGCCGGCGAUGUCACAGCACCGCCAGGGCAACCCAGGGCCCCGUUGCCGGGCAGGCCUCAUUUGCGCACACAGCUUUGGGAGUACCAGCAGACAUGGCUGGCUGCUCUGCCUUGGUGUGCCUUCUCCUGUGUACUCUCCUUGUACACGGGGUCCCCAUACCUGGGGAAAGAGAGGCUUCGGUGCUGUCUGAAGUACUCUCCCCCAAGGGUUCUGCAGAGGCUGACCCCAGCCCUCCAAAACGCAGAACUGUUGUCGUCAUCGUCGCCAACACUUUGACGCUCGUCAUCUUGACGUUGUUCUUUGCGUUCUGCGUUUGGCUCUACUACCGACUCAAGACCAGGAAAGAAAGGUCUCCAGAGGACGAUGCCGAGGCAUCCGCUUGCCACUACCGCUGCCACUGCGGAGAGCUUCACAGCAGCCUGCAGUGUACCUGCUCCAGGUGUGCUUCUCCGAGUGCAGCAAGCCUAGAGCUCUGCAACAUCUGGGGCAAUGAAGACGACAAUCCGUAUGGCGGCCUUCUCCCAUCCCUGCCUCCUACACCGGGCAUGGGAGAGUUCAGCAGAAGCUCUUCCAGUGACAGUGCCACCACGCAGGAGGAGAACACCGCAGAUGCAGGCGUGCCUGGCACAGGCAGGCUCGAAGCACCAGCCGGCGACAAGGCCUGAACGGGUGGCAUCUCGGGCUGGGCACCGACACCAGGCCACGGCACCGUCCCUCCGCCCAGCCUGCCCGCACCGUGCUCCUCCGUCUCGGGCCGGUGCCAUCAUCGCGCCCGGCCACCUGCACGAGGAGGCCCCUGGGCAAUAAAGACGGAGAGGAGGCAGA